AUGGCCAACAACUCAACUUCUUCAGUUAACAAGCCAAUAUCCGAGACCUCCUCGAGAUGCCUGACAGAGUGUGUCACCAUCGCCCACAACUUCGAGGUGACUAAAUACUCGCUGCUCGAGGGUAUGGGUAUUGGCAAGUUCGUUACCUCGAGCACAUUCAGCGUCGGUGGCUACGAGUGGAACAUCCUGAUCUACCCUGAUGGGAGCAAUGAGGAGGACAAAGCUGCCUACAUGUCGGCCUUCCUGUGUUUCUGUAGGGGGGCAACAGCCGGUGUCAAGGUGAAGUACACUUUGAGUUUAUUGGAGAAAGAUGGGACAGCUAGUGUUAUGGGGGGCGAAAGACGUACCUUUCCGCCGGUAGGUGAGACUUGGGGCUGGGCCAUGUUUAUUGACAAGUCUAAGCUGAAGGAACUGCUAUCCCGCAAUGACGACUGCUUCACAAUCAGGUGUGUUUUGACCGUCAUAAAAGACACUCGCACGGAAGAUGCAAGCACAGCCGUAGUACCACUCCCACCGUCGGACCUGCACACACACUUUGCAAACAUGUUGAAGGAUGGACACGGCAUGGAUGUGACAUUCAGUGUUGGCGGCCAACUCUUCAGUGCACACAGAUGCGUGUUGGCCGCCCGAUCAUCUGUCUUCAAGGCUGAACUUUUUGGUCAGAUGAAGGAGACUUCUUCGAAAUGCAUUGAGAUUGAUGAUAUGGAGACAACCAUCUUCGAGGCACUUCUUCACUUUAUAUACACAGACUCAUUGCCUAGUAACUGGGAUUUGGAUCAGAAUGUGGAAUUGCAGCACUUGCUGGUUGCCGCAGAUCGGUAUGGACUUGACCGGUUAAAGGCUAUGUGUGAAGGGAAGCUAUGCCAGAGAAUCGAUGUGCAAACAGUUGCAACCACCCUUGCGUUAGCGGAGCAGCACCACGCCUUGCAACUCAAGGGUGCUUGUCUCACAUACCUUUCUUCACAGGGGGUGCUUCGAGCUGUCAAGGAGACUGAUGGAUUCAAGCACCUCGCUGCAAGCUGCCCAUGGAUUAUGAUGGACAUUUUAGACAAGGUCGCGCCACCAUCGUGA
Molecule: messenger RNA, 1071 nt
Organism: Triticum urartu
Lineage: Eukaryota; Viridiplantae; Streptophyta; Magnoliopsida; Poales; Poaceae
Source: RefSeq, a predicted model, not a curated record